AUGCAGCCUGGACAAUUACCACUCCCGCCACCAGCCCCAUCGCGGCCUCAAUUGCGUGCGCCCGGCAGCUUCUCCGCCCUCCCCGGUCCAUCGGUGAAGCCUCACCAGCAGCAACAGCCUCUUGGCCCCCCGCGCCCCCCUCCCCUCCGCAUCGGCUCCCCGGCUACGGCGACGACGACGACGCCCAUCUACACCCAGUUCGCGGCGUCGUCGCUUUCCAGUACCACCAGCCCCGGCGCCGCUGCGCACCAGAACUUCUCCCGGACGGGUGGUGUGGCAAACUCGGGCCUGACGUCACCCCUGCUCAAGGGCCAUCACACCAGGAAGCACUCCGCCACCCAGGGCCUCUUCGACUCGACCCUCCCGUCGACGUCUAUAUCCAACCUGUCCCAGGUGAGCAAGAGCCAGGCCAGCCAGGCGGCGGCGGCAGCGGCGGCGGCGGCGGCAGCUUCCUCGGGCGCCUUGUCGGCCAGUCAGAUGGCGGCCAAGGCGGCCGUCAUGUCUCACCAGAACCCCUCUCACGUACGGCAGCGGUCGCAGACGGUGCCUUUCCCCGGCGAGGCCCUCGAGGGCUUGCGCCGAGGCAGCGGGAGUAAGGUGCCGCUGAGUCCGCCUCUGCUCAGCCUCACAGAGGCGAGCUCGCCACGCGACACCACAAGCUUGGCCGGAGCGAACCACGGCGACAGGCUAGGUGGCUCCUACUCCGCGACGGCCACCACGGCGGCCAACGUCGCCUUCCCCCGCUCGGGACACAGCUCACCGAGAGAAAAGUCGACAUCCCCGCAACCUUUCCCGCCCAUUCCGCCGGCCCUGCCGGACAAGCUUCCGAGCAAAGCGGAUAAGCCAAAGGUCAAGCUGUUCUCCCGUCCUGGAAAAGUCAACACUGCCAAAGCGGACAUCAAGGACAAGGCGCUGCCGAGCCCCGGCAAGAUCGGGACGGCGCUCUCCGCCCUGCAGCGUGGUAACUUUAGCACAAACAGUCUCGUCGACCUUUCCGCGCAACCCAUCUACAAUCUUAACAACUCCUCUUCGGCCACGAUCCGACCCGUCGACACGCUGGGUGAAGAGAAGGGCAAGGAAAAGGAGAAGGAGAAGAAGCACCACUUCUUAUCGCGGCAGAAGCAGAAGCUCAAAGACGAGUACCACCUGCCCCUGUCAUCAGCAUCGAGCAACUCGAAGCCGACGGACCCGAGCGCCCCGAGCAGUCUGUACAGCUUCAAUGUCCCGGCCAGCCCUGGUCCGGGCUCCUCGAGCUUCGCCAAGACCAAGAAGGAGAAGAAGCUCGCCGAGCGAUCCGAGAACCGCCUGGAACAUGAGCCAACGUUCAACCUCCAAGGAGACUGGUCCGGGACGGGCAAUUUGCCGCCAUUGCCUCAGCAGUCUACUCUGUACGACCCCGUCGACGCCGCGAAGCUCGGUCUGCAGAACCAUGUGUCUCUGGACGAUGCGUGGCCGUACCUAAAGGCCAAGCUGCUGGUGAUUUUCGAAGGCGAGGACCUCCGUCUCCCCGUCGAGGACUUCAACAGGGUGGUGCAGAUGCACAUUCAGUGGUGCAUCCACAAGAGGUCGCCGGGAAGCAUGCUCGAGGAUGUCCGCGAAUUGCUCGAGACGGGCUUCUCGUCCCUGGACCGCACCCUGCGGCUGACUCCGGAGGACCACUUCGUGCCCACUUUGGUCGAGCUUUGGCUCUUCACUUUUACCUCGAUCCUCCCCUACAUGCAGUCAGUCUUCUUGCCGCUCGAGCUCGAGGUCUCGGGCUGCGGCGCCAUCCUGACCCCGGAACAGGCUCGCGACUUUUGGAGCGGCGUCGUGACGUCGCCGCUGCCGGCCGAGAAACCAGCUCGGGCGGCGCUGGCUGCGAGCAUGGUCGACAUUCGGCGGCUCGUCCUAGCCGCGUACCGCGACGUGGUCAUCCUGCCGCGCUAUGACACGCUCAAGAGCAUGUUCUCCCGCCUCUCGCUCGAGUUCCUGCCCUCGUCCUUUGCCAACAUGGCGCUGGCGUCGCCGAUGGUCGAGAACAACCUGUCGUCGUCGCCGUCAGAGUCCUUCAUGUCCAUGGUACGGCCAGGCACCGCCAUGUCGCUCGACCCGUCGGUGGGCUCGUACAACUCGAGCAGCACGACGCUGUUGGGCGAGGGGUCGGAACGCGGGCGCAGCCGGGCCGUCAGCAACGUCAGCUUCGGCAGCCACGCCAGCGACGGGGCGGUGCGGCCCUUUACGCCGUCGGGGGUCCAGGUGCUCAGCAGCGUGCGCGAGCAAAACGUCGAGGACUCGAAGCAGGUGACGGACAUGGUGGGGCGCAUGCUGCAGUGCAUGAGCGUGCUGUCGAGCCUGGGCGGCGUGGGCGACGCAGACGAAGGCAACCGGCGCAUCGUGGAGCUUGCCAAGCUCCUGAAGCUCAACUGGCUGGGCAGGGGGCGCACGGGGCGCAACCGGAGGGGCAUCGUGGGCGGCAAGGUGCGCCGCGAGGGGACCCGGGAGGAGGUGCGCGUGGCAUGA
Messenger RNA from Hirsutella rhossiliensis, 2499 nucleotides. Its product is annotated as hbrB-like domain-containing protein. The transcript has a single exon. The record is from RefSeq and is a predicted model, not a curated record. NCBI's taxonomy places the organism in Eukaryota, Fungi, Ascomycota, Sordariomycetes, Hypocreales, Ophiocordycipitaceae. The coding region runs from base 1 to 2499 and encodes 832 amino acids. Gene Ontology annotation, biological process: TORC2 signaling. Gene Ontology annotation, cellular component: TORC2 complex.